AUGCCGCCAAAAAAAGAUAAACCUUCAGGAGCCCAAUAUCGAAAGCGUAGAGCUCAAGCUCAAUUAGAAUUAGAAAAAAAUACUCAUGUUAAACAUAAUAAUGAAGAAACGUUGACCUCUCCUACUUUAACAUAUUUUCCUUGUGAUGAUAAUAAUUUUGAUAUUGACAUUAAUAGUAGUAAAAGUGCAUUUGUGAACAAAACAGUUGAGAUGAGCGAUAAACCGAUAACCGAUGUUUCAAAAUCCGUUGCAUUUAUUUCUCAACCUGAUUUAUUCGACCCAUAUUUAUGGCCAGAUAACAGACAGAAUAACUUAAUAGACAUAGUUAUUAAGAUGGGACCACGCAAUAAUGACUGGAAACAUAUGACAACAAUACUUAUUUCUCAUGAAAAAUCACCUGAGCAUUUUACUGCAUACAAAAAGUGGCACGAAUGUGAAUUAAGAUUAAACCUUGGUAGAUGUAUUGAUAAUGACCUGCAACGAGUAAUGAAUACAGAAGUUCAAUAUUGGAAAAGUAUUUUAGAAAGGUUAAUAUCUAUAACUUUAUACUUAUCCAAACACAAUCUAGCUUUCCGAGGAUCGUCUGAUAAACUAUUUGAAAGAAAUAAUGGAAACUAUUUGGGGUUAGUAGAACUUUUAGGAAAAUAUGACAAUAAUAUGAAAGAAUAUUUAAAUCGAAUAACUACACAAAAACUCAAUCUAACUUAUUGCAGUAAGGAUAUUCAAAAUGAACUUAAAAAUCUAAUGGCCUCCAAAGUUUUAGAAAUCAUUCAGCAAAAAGUACAAGUCGCAAAAUAUUUUUCUGUGAUAUUAGAAUGUACUCCUGAUGUCAGCCAUUCUGAAAAAAUGUCAUUUACUAUAAGAUUUGUGGACGAAAAUAAUGGCAAUUUACAAGUAGCUGAGCAUUUUAUUGGUUUUAGAGAAGUUAGUGAAUCUACUGGAGAAAGCCUUACUGAGUUAUUGCUUAAAACGCUAAAAGAAAACAAUCUUGAUAUAAUGAACUGUCGUGGUCAGGGUUACGACAAUGGCGCGAAUAUGAAAGGUCAUAAAAAAUGUGUUCAAGCAAGAAUUUUAGCUUUAAACCCUAAAGCGGCAUUUAUGCCCUGUGGUUGUCAUUCUCUUAAUCUCGUUAUAUCUGACACAGCCUCGAAAUCCAAAGAAUCUAUCACUCUUUUUGGAAUUGUACAACGGAUAUUUGUUUUAUUUUCGGCUUCUGUUUACCGUUGGCAAGUACUAAAAUCACACUUACCUAACUUGACGAUUAAGCCAUUGUGUACAACCCGUUGGGAGAGUCGCAUAGACAGUGUAAAAGCAAUUCGAUAUCAAACAAAAGAAGUAUACGAUGCAUUAAUUGAAGUUGCGGAAUCAUCUAAGGCAGAUGCUAGAACAAGGAAUGAAGCAAGCAGUUUAGGCAAUCAAUUACUUGACUUCAAGUAUCAAGAAACAGGGUACGCAGAUGCGUCAAACUCUUCAAGAGAAAUAGCAGAGUCAUUAGGUAUAGACCCAAUUAUAAAAGAAGUACGAGUAAGACGUAAAAAAACUUUUUUUGAUGAAAACACCGAUCAAGAUUUUUUGAUUAGCGCUGAAGAACGUUUUAAAAGAGAAUUUUUCUACACUCUUGUAGACACAGUCAGAGAAUCUAUAAAAGAAAGAUUUACUCAAUUUGAAAAUCAUAAGCAGUUAUGGGGGUUUCUGUACAAUUUAGAAAAAUUACCAUCUUCUUAA
Molecule: messenger RNA, 1725 nt
Organism: Sipha flava (yellow sugarcane aphid)
Lineage: Eukaryota; Metazoa; Arthropoda; Insecta; Hemiptera; Aphididae
Product: zinc finger MYM-type protein 1-like
Exons: 4
Coding region: 1-1725 (574 amino acids)
Source: RefSeq, a predicted model, not a curated record